Messenger RNA from Botrytis byssoidea, 204 nucleotides. RefSeq lists its product as uncharacterized. Lineage: Eukaryota; Fungi; Ascomycota; Leotiomycetes; Helotiales; Sclerotiniaceae. The record is from RefSeq and is a predicted model, not a curated record. The coding region runs from base 1 to 204 and encodes 67 amino acids. The transcript has a single exon.
AUGCUAGAAGAUUUUACGACCGGUGCUUACGACGCUUUCGAAGCUCCAUCUCUAGAGCCAAUCGAAAAGGUCAAUUCCGCAAGAUCGAUUGUAAAUGAGCAAGCGAAUAGACAGACCUUGUCCGAAGCAGUUAAAUAUUUCAAGAUCAAAAACAUCUGGAGACCUCGGCUAUCCACCGGGAACACCACCAACACCUGUUCUUAG